Medicago truncatula (barrel medic) is the source of this 1268-nucleotide messenger RNA. RefSeq names its product multiple organellar RNA editing factor 3, mitochondrial. The transcript has 4 exons. NCBI's taxonomy places the organism in Eukaryota, Viridiplantae, Streptophyta, Magnoliopsida, Fabales, Fabaceae. Gene Ontology annotation, cellular component: mitochondrion. Gene Ontology annotation, biological process: cytidine to uridine editing; mitochondrial mRNA modification. The record is from RefSeq and is a predicted model, not a curated record. Bases 127 to 918 code for a protein of 263 amino acids.
AACAUUUAACUGUCGAGGGGCAAAAACGUCAAUUACUCGUGUGGCAGAUCAUCCUUCUGCAAGUGGUAGCAAUUCUCAACCGGAAUAGGUUACUUCUCACUCAUUCAGUAGCAAGAGUUCGAAAAAAUGGCGUACACGAAUGCCAGGCGCACACUAGCAUCCAUUCUAACACGAGCACUUUCUUCUUCAUCAUCAUCUGGAAUCGCUUCUCUCAAUCGCACACGUUUCGCUUUCGCGUUAUCCUCCGCUUCCAGACAAACCCUACCCAUCCCUCACUCGUUCCCGGUUCGUUUCAAAUCAUCGGGUUCGGGUUAUUCUCCAUUGAACGAUCCAUCUCCAAAUUGGAGCAAUCGUCCUCCAAAGGAAACCAUUCUUCUCGAUGGAUGUGAUUACGAACACUGGCUAAUUAUUAUGGAGUUUCCUGAUAACCCUAAACCCUCUGAAGAUGAAAUGGUUAAUAGCUAUGUUAAAACCCUAGCUCAAGUUCUCGGAAGCGAGGAAGAGGCUAAGAAGAAGAUAUACUCUGUUUCUACUUCUACAUAUAUAGGUUUUGGUGCUCUUGUUUCGGAAGAGCUUUCUUAUAAAAUCAAAGAGUUGCCGGGAGUUCUUUGGGUGCUGCCGGAUUCAUAUCUUGAUGUUCCUAACAAGGAUUAUGGAGGUGAUUUGUUUGUUGAUGGGAAAGUAAUUCCUAGGCCACAAUAUAGAUAUGCUGAAAGGGCACCAAGUAGAAAUAGACCUCGUCCACGACAUGAUAGGCGACGCGAAACUAUGCAAGUUGAAAGGAGAGAUCCUAAUCAAAGACAGAAUUGGAACCAAGUUCAGGGAGAACAUAUGCAGCCAUCAAAUCCAAUGAAUAGCCAAAACUCGGCUUCAGGUGGAGAAAGCCAUGAAAUGUUUAAUAGGAGGAACUCUGGUUGAGAAAUUGUCUCUCGUAUAGAUGAUAGUACCAAGUUUUUCAGAUAGAGAAUUUUGAUUUAAGGUUUUGAGGUGAUAUUUUUUACUCUUUUUUGUUUGUUUAGAAAAUGCUUGUGGCAGAGCUUGACAUUUGAUCAUCGUUUUUAGCACCAUUAUGAAUUAUUAUAAAGUUGAGACUUGUGUAUGCUGUGGGCUUUACUCAUUGCUUCCAGUGUCGUUUUAGUCUUUUUCAUCUAUGUUUUGAUCUGUAAUACAUAUCACUGAUUGUGAAAAUUGAUUAGUUGAAACAGUUAUGUUGUUUUCUAUAAGGCAGAUAUCUGUCUUGCAUCAUCUGAAGUUCAUUUAUUUUUUUA